CGGGCAGGGCCAGGCCGAACGGCUGGAGCCUGGCCUCCGCCACGAGAGGCCAGCGAGUGCUGUCUUCCUGGGCCGGCUGCGGGGUGAGGGGCGGUGGGAGGAGGCAGUGGCCUGCGCUGUGGCCAUGUCUGCGUCCGCAGGAGUUCGAGGGUCUGACCUGCGCCCUCCGGCCGGGCCCGGCCGGACACUCGUGCCCUCCUGGGGGUCCGGCAGAGAGCAGUGACCGGCAAUCUCUGUGCGUCCUGGGCCCCCCCAAAGAAACAGGACUUCUGGCUGGAUCCCCAGAUUGGCCUUGGAGAUGCUGAGCUGCUACAUGAUCUCGGGUAGCAGGGGAACUGUUGUGAAGGAAGUGUCCACUAGCCCCAGCCAGCUGACCCUGCCCUCAUUCCACAUAGUUACCAUGAAGUACAAGGCCACAGAGCAGGAGCAUGUGGCAGACCAAGGAUUCAACUCGGGAGAGACUUCCAGGAGCAGCAGAGAACCAAUGGUCUGUCCUGCAAUGUCAGGCCCAAUGAAUAGCCAGGAAGCCUGGAGGAACCCCCAGCCCAAGGCCCACAGACAUCUCUUUGGCUGGACACCACAGGAGAGCCCAAGGGAUGGCUGCUGAUAAGCAGAGGAAGAGGAGCAGCGAAUGCCCCGAGAGCACACUGGCUCCUUCUGAUGUGCAGAGUAUGGAGAGAGCUGAGAGCCCCACACCAGGACUGGCUCAGGGAAUGGAGCCAGGUGCCGGGCAGGAGGGUGCCAUGUUCGUCCAUGCACGUUCCUAUGAGGACCUGACUGAAUCGGAGGAUGGGGCAGCUUCUGGGGACAGCCCCAAGGAGGGUGUUGGGGGUCCUCCACCACUGCCUGCAGACAUGCGACAGAUCAGCCAGGACUUCAGCGAACUGAGCACCCAACUGACGGGUGUGGCCCGAGACCUGCAGGAGGAGAUGCUGCCAGGAAGCUCUGAGGACUGGCCAGAGCCUUCAGGGGCAGCUGGGCGGCCAGCCACAGAACCCCCCAGGGAGGGCACAGGCGAGGGGGAUGAGGAGGAGGCUGCUGAGGCAUGGCGACUACACCAGAAGCACGUCUUUGUGCUGAGCGAGGCGGGGAAGCCUGUGUACUCCCGCUAUGGGUCAGAGGAGGCACUUUCCAGCACCAUGGGUGUCAUGGUGGCCCUGGUGUCCUUCCUGGAGGCAGACAAGAACGCCAUCCGUUCUAUCCAUGCAGAUGGCUACAAGGUGGUAUUCGUGCGCCGGAGCCCACUGGUGUUGGUGGCAGUGGCGCGCACGCGGCAGUCGGCGCAGGAACUGGCGCAGGAGCUGCUCUACAUCUACUACCAGAUCCUGAGCCUUCUUACCGGUGCCCAGCUGAGCCACAUCUUCCAGCAGAAGCAGAACUACGACCUUCGCCGCCUGCUCUCGGGCUCGGAGCGCAUCACCGACAACCUGCUGCAGCUCAUGGCGCGAGACCCCAGUUUCCUCAUGGGGGCUGCGCGCUGCCUGCCCCUGGCGGCGGCCGUGCGCGACGUGGUGAGUGCCAGCCUGCAGCAGGCGCGAGCGCGCAGCCUUGUCUUCUCCAUCCUGCUGGCGCGCAACCAGCUGGUGGCGCUCGUGCGCCGCAAGGACCAAUUCCUGCACCCCAUCGACCUGCACCUGCUCUUCAAUCUCAUCAGUUCCUCCUCGUCCUUCCGUGAGGGAGAAGCUUGGACGCCCGUGUGCCUACCCAAAUUUAAUUCCGCCGGCUUCUUCCACGCGCACAUCUCUUACCUGGAGCCUGACACAGACCUCUGCUUGUUGCUCGUCUCCACCGACCGGGAGGACUUCUUUGCAGUCUCUGACUGCCGCCGCCGCUUUCAGGAGCGCCUGCGGAAGCGGGGAGCCCACGUGGCGCUGCGGGAGGCACUGCGCACGCCCUACUACAGUGUGGCCCAAGUGGGCAUCCCGGACCUGCGCCACUUCCUCUAUAAGUCAAAGAGCUCAGGACUCUUCACCAGCCCUGAGAUUGAGGCUCCAUACACCAGUGAAGAGGAGCAGGAGCGGCUGUUGGGCCUCUACCAAUACCUGCACAGCCGGGCCCACAAUGCCUCCCGCCCACUCAAGACCAUCUACUACACGGGCCCCAAUGAGAACCUCCUGGCCUGGGUGACAGGUGCCUUUGAGCUCUACAUGUGCUACAGCCCCCUGGGGACCAAGGCAUCCGCCGUCAGUGCCAUCCAUAAGCUGAUGCGCUGGAUCCGCAAAGAAGAAGAUCGCCUCUUCAUCCUCACGCCCCUCACCUACUGACGGGGAUGUGUGUGGGCUCAGCCGUCUUAGGCACACAGGGCCAUGGAAGCUAUGGGAGCCUCCACCUGGGCUGGCCUCUCUUGCCCAGGCAGCAAGCAGGCAGGGACUGUGGGUUGGGGCGUGCAUUAAAGUGCUCUGGGGAAGACACUCA
Molecule: messenger RNA, 2415 nt
Organism: Suricata suricatta (meerkat)
Lineage: Eukaryota; Metazoa; Chordata; Mammalia; Carnivora; Herpestidae
Gene: MON1A
Product: MON1 homolog A, secretory trafficking associated
Exons: 8
Coding region: 597-2264 (555 amino acids)
Biological process (GO): protein targeting to vacuole; vesicle-mediated transport
Source: RefSeq, a predicted model, not a curated record